AUGGUGAUCGUUGAGGGGAUUGCGUUCGCGGUGCUCCUAAUUUUGGCUCAAGAAUCAUUAGUCACUAGGGCAAAACGCAUUAAACCAAUACCGGAUUAUUUACCUGGCAAAGUUGGCGAAAUAACAGCUGAGGACGGGUUGGGACGUGUAGUUGGUGGCAUAACCGCAGAAGAAGGCUUGGCUCCCUAUCAGGUAUCUUUACAGAAUUUCUGGGGUCAUUAUUGUGGUGGAGCCAUAAUUGCCGAACAAUGGAUUCUCACAGCUGCUCAUUGCGUUGUGACCAAAGAUUUGGAGGAUAUUUUGGUAAUGACGGGUACACAAAAUCUGGAGGUGCCAGGUAUAACCUACCAUGUAGAUAAGGUCCAUGUCCAUUGUAACUACAAUAAACCGGAUAUGCACAAUGAUAUUGCCCUGCUGCAUUUGAAUGAGAGUAUUGUGUGGAAUGAGCGGACACAACCUAUAUCUUUACCCACCCGACCCAUGAAAGAUGGGGCCGAUGUCCUACUCACCGGUUGGGGCCGAGAAGAGGUAUGGGGUGAACCACCAGAUCUUUUGAAAAAAAUCAAUUUGAAAUACAUGGAACACGGGCGUUGCAAGGCAGCUUUGAAUAAUGACCCCGAUGUGGAUGUUGGCCAUAUUUGCACCUAUACCAAUGUGGGAGAGGGCUCGUGUCAUGGUGACUCGGGAGGUCCUUUGGUCAGUGGUGGAUAUUUGGUAGGUCUGGUCAACUGGGGUAUCCCAUGUGCUGUGGGCUAUCCAGAUAUGCAUGCUAGUCCGUUGUACUACAAGAAUUGGAUACGAAUGAUAAUGAGUGGCAAUAGACAAUGUUGA
Musca domestica (house fly) is the source of this 831-nucleotide messenger RNA. Its product is annotated as chymotrypsin-2-like. The transcript has a single exon. Lineage: Eukaryota; Metazoa; Arthropoda; Insecta; Diptera; Muscidae. Gene Ontology annotation, molecular function: serine-type endopeptidase activity. Gene Ontology annotation, biological process: proteolysis. The record is from RefSeq and is a predicted model, not a curated record. Bases 1 to 831 code for a protein of 276 amino acids.